AUGCCAGGUACGCAUACAUUCUACGAUGGCUCGACUGUUUUACAGCCCAUUGCUGAUAUAAUCGGUCUUGAGGUUGAUAAGGUCAACUUGCUUUUGUGUCAGCUUAUAUCGUUACCGUUUGCAUAUUUCCAUUAUCAUAUGUUUACUUCGACUGCAGUUUCGCAAACAGUACGUAUUGCAUGUCCCACAAUUUUGGGUUUAAUGUUCUGUUACUUUUGUUUUGGAAAUGCAUUGAAACAUUUGAUAUUACUGGUUGGCUUGUCAUAUAUAAUUAUGCGUUUGUCUCCUCCAAGAAUUGUACACAAAUGCAUAUUUACAUUCGCUAUGGGUUACCUCGUUUUUCUACAUUGGUAUCGUUGGUAUGUAUUGACUGCUUACUAUCUCGAUGUUACCGGUCCAAUGAUGAUACUCGUUCAAAAAAUCACGGUGCUUGCCUUUAAUUUGCACGACGGGAAAGUAAAGAGAAGUGAGGAGUUAAAUGAUAUGCAGAAAAAAGAAGCCCUUAAAUCAGUACCUGAUAUAUUGAGCUUUCUGAGUUACAUGUUUCAUUUUCAAGCAGUAUUAACAGGACCAGCUUGCUUUUACACCGACUAUAUGGCAUGGAUUAAUGGAACAGCGGCUAUUGGUAAAGAUGGGAAGAUUGAGAAGCCAUGGCAUGUAGUAUUAAUCAAAUUAUUGCAAGCAGGGGUGUUUAUGUUAUUAUAUGUUUUUUUUGGUGAUCGUUUCACUCCUGACAUUAUCAUUGAUAAGAAAUAUAUGAAUCUGAAUUGGAUUCAGUGGAUAUUUGUAUUGUACAUUGUAAUGGCAUUUCAACGUGUGCCAUAUUAUGUUGCGUGGACUUUAGCUGAUGCAAUAUUUAAUUUAAGUGGAUUCGGGUUUAAAGGUUAUGAUUCAGACGGGAAACCUCAAUGGGAUUUAGUUUCCAACGUCAAGCCAUGGAAAGUGGAGACAGCGUUAAAUUUCAAAGAAACAUUAGAAGCAUGGAAUUGUUGUACGAUGUACUGGCUGCGACGUGUUGCAUAUGAUCGUGUUCCAAAAGGGUAUCGAACUUUAUCGACGUAUUUAUUAUCAGCAGUUUGGCAUGGCUUCUUUUUGGGUUACUAUGUCACUUUCUUGACUGGAGCUCUGUUCACUGUUUCUGCACGAACGAUACGUCGUUGUUUACGUUGGCGUUUCCAAAGAAAUGAAUUUCUGCGACGUUCAUAUGACUUGCUUACAUUGGUUGUAACCAAAAUUGUUCUCUCGUAUGCAACAUUUCCGUUUGUUAUGAUGCAUGUCGGUCCUGGUUUAUAUUUUUACAGUCGCAUGUAUUUCUGCUUGCAUAUAAUUGCUUUUCUUGCCUUGUUUGUCCUGCCACGAGUAAUGCCUCCAGAAUCAAAAUCAGUUCAAAGCAAAAAUGAUUGUGAUACAAAAAAAUUAACAUAA
This is a messenger RNA of Brugia pahangi, 1425 nucleotides long. NCBI's taxonomy places the organism in Eukaryota, Metazoa, Nematoda, Chromadorea, Rhabditida, Onchocercidae. The record is from the annotation of a GenBank genome assembly.